Messenger RNA from Aspergillus homomorphus CBS 101889, 2897 nucleotides. RefSeq lists its product as uncharacterized. The transcript has 4 exons. Bases 315 to 2729 code for a protein of 804 amino acids. NCBI's taxonomy places the organism in Eukaryota, Fungi, Ascomycota, Eurotiomycetes, Eurotiales, Aspergillaceae. The record is from RefSeq and is a predicted model, not a curated record. Gene Ontology annotation, biological process: eisosome assembly.
CCCGGAGUCUCUUUAUCCCCUACAUAUUCGUACUGGAUAGAAAGAAAGUACUAAGUAAGAAAGUGAGUAUGAUGGCCGGGGGGUUACAGCCAAUCUCCCAUCAUCAUCAUCAUCAUCAUCAUCAUCGUCAUUAAUCAUAAUGUUCUUUCCCCUCCUUCCGAAGAACUUUCUUCUUCCCUGCCUCAUUUUUUUUCUGUUUUAACUUUAUCCUCUCUCUCUCUAGGAUUUCUUUCUUUUUAUUUCUUUCCUUUCAUUCUUCUUCCCCUCCCCUCAAGUAAUGUCUUGUCCAUCCUUGCGGUGGUCGUUAUCUUAUCAUGGCCACUGUUGAACAACCCACCACCACCACCACCACCACCACCACAACGCUACCGCGUUCCCGCUCCGUGCGUCUUGCGGGUCAAGCUGCAACCGCCGCCCUGUAUGUGACCCAUCCGGAGCGCAGAUUAUCGGUGCGUGAGCCUUCCGCCGCUGAAACAGAACGUUUGACCUUGAAGGCGACCGGUUCCCGUCCCGGCUUCAGCCAUGCGUCAGCUGUCGCCGCCCUCGCCCACGCCAAGAAGGAAGCUGCCGCGAUUCCAGUUGUCGAGCAUCAGCGUACAUUGGAGUCGCCUAGUCAGGAAGGCUACAAGGCGGCUGCCUAUGUCUUUGGAAACCGUCGUCCAUCAUCGGCUCUCUCACCCAGUUCGUAUGAGUCCAAGCAAGACCUGCUUGCAGCUGGCCCGACGGCUGGGCGUGGUCUACCUGAUCGAGAGAAGGCCCUUCGUGCCGCCACCGGUGCGUUAAGCGGCAGCCGGAGGCGAGCCGACUCGGAGCCUUCUGAUACUCCUCACGCAGGCAUGAGCACAGAUGAGGUCCUCGGAUAUCUCGAUAGUUCUAUGGAGGCAAGCCGGAUCCAACAUAUCGCUAACACCAAUGCACGUCUUUAUACUGCGUCCCCACCGGUUUCUCCGGAGCAAGAAGAUCACAAGCGGAGAAGUGUCAUGCAAGCUGCUGCUCUGUCCAUGGCUCGCGAGAUGUAUGCCGUGGUGGAGUCUAAAGAGCAGGGUCAGGUAGGCCACGCUCGCUGGGGGUCGCAACGUUCCCCCACGGGGGCAGAGCCCAUGGUUCUUCAGCAGGCCUUCAGCUUGCAGGAUGCCGCCCAAAAGCGCGCGGCUGAAAAACUGGCCAGCAUGCAGGAUGAGACAGCCAUUUACCGGGAAUACUAUGGCCUCGAGCCCCAGCCCACCCGAUCCAGCUUGCAGCCUCGCCGACGUAGAACCUCAAUCGACACGGAUGUCUCCAGCGGGGAUGCUGAUCGAACACUGGAGAUCCGGCAUCAGAUGUCCAGUCUCCGCUCGAGACUCAAUGCCGUAGAUGAGAGAAGGGAACAGGACCGCGCGCUUUUGAUGGAAGCUGCAAGGAAAAAUGUAGACGCCACCCUCCAGAAUAUGGAGAUGAGGGUCUAUGCGGAGACUGGUCGCGCCCCACCAUCCAUGCAGAAAGAAAUCGAAGAGGCUGCACUGGCACGUGCCAUGCUUGAAAGACAAGAGAGACAAGAAGCAGACUCCCAGCACCAGGGGAUUGACCGAGUGAAUAUCAGCUCAAGGCGGUUCGUGGAUAUGUCUGACGUGGAGGCCCUGGCUCGAUCCCGGCUACAGCCCACAUUCGACGAGAUCACCGACCGCGCUGAAAAUCAACGCGCGAGAGAGCUCGAGCAGAGGCUGGACCAGGAAGAAGCCCAACGCCGAGAAGCCAUGUAUCGCGAACGCGAAGCAGAGACCAAAGCGGAAGAGAAACGGUUGAGGGACUCCGUAAGACUUGAGAACAAGUCUAAAGAAGAGAAGAGCUGGUUAUGGAAAAGGAAGUCGAAGCGCUUCUCCGACCAUGAGCAAGACACGGCGGCUGGCCCAAUCUAUGGAGUGGCUGAAGAAGCAUCAGCCGAAUCAGCACCGCACUCUAACGCCGAGGUCAGCGCAGAUGUCUCCGGUGCAGUAGCUGAGCCUGCCCGAAACGAUACCGUCGCUAAACCCGAAUCAAAAUUCAAGUCUUGGUUCAAAGGCCGCCUGAGACGUCGCUCGAGCUCUACCCAGGCCGAAGCUUCCAAGGAGUCGAAUGUAUCUAAAGUGGGCACCGAAGCGUCGCGGGUCGCGGACUCUACGGAAGAAACGGGCCCAGAGGAAGCAGGGGAGCCUCUUGGCGCAGGCGAAGCUAAAAAAUCUCAGACUCCCAGCGCAUCCGAGCCUGUGCAAACUAUCGAGGCUGGUCAGGGACGAGCCUGGGAAAUCGCUCACCCUGAUGGUACAUCUCCUGAGAUGCCAGAGCUUCCAGCCACGGCCGAAGCUCCCUCCAAAGGAGGGGCUCUGGAGGAAGAACCCCGGAGAGCGGCGCUUCAGUCCCAUCCCAUGGCCGAAGCAUCCAUCGGUGAUGGCAAUGCAUCAAGCCUUCUCGAGAACGUCUCGGCUCAGCAGGCUUCCAAUGCCAAAGACGUGCCCGCUGGCGAGACGAGCCAUAAGCGGUUGGUGUCUGGGUUCAAGAAAAUGGUCUCUAGAAGUUCAACCGAAGUGAAGACAGAUGGGGCUGCUAGCCAUGAUAUCGCCCGAAGAAGCUCGGAAGCAAUUCCCAAGCAUACAGUAGAGCGAGAAGACCGACGGGCAAGCGUGCCUGAGCAUGGCCUAGCGCUGCCCUCCUCUGCAGCAAAACGCACCAGUGAUGGCACAGGCCGCGAGUCGCGAUUUUCUGAGAGAUUGUAGAAUGAAGCUACGUGUUGGCUGAUGUUUUGUUCCUCUCUGAUACCUAUUCUUUCUUUAGUUUUGGUUUCUUUCCCAGUUUCGUUAUGUUACUCUUUCCCUGGAUCUAAGCUUCAUUCUGUGCUUCUUGAUCUUGUUACUUUAGUCUUCUCAAUCUUACCUCUUGGCAUU